AUGAGUAGUCCUGCUCUGCAACAAACAAGGCGUAGCCCUCGAACGCUGAGAGAUCUUCUCAGUGAGAGUUCAAUUUCUUCUCCUUCUCCUUCCAGUGGGUUCAAACAGAUUCCACGGAAUCCGAUUCGCUCCACCACCAUGCGCAGCCUCAUCGAAAUGGACCUCAACAACUCAUCCUCCAGGAAUUCAAAUCGAAGGAUUCUGAAUUCCCUCCUAAACGCCCUUGUCAAGAGGUUCUCCACUUUGGCAGUGAAGUCUCCUUCGAUUUUGCCUCGGAGUGUCUCGCGUAAGCUUUCGAGGAAAAGCAAUUCCAGGAAUUGCAGGGGAUCGGCGGAAGUCAAAGUGCCCCUCAGAAUCAAGGAUAUCGUGCGGUGGAAAUCAUUCGGGGACAGGGAAGAGGAGCAACAUCAACCGUUGGAUUUCUCAUCCGCCUCCAGUUCCUCUAGUAGCAGCAAAGGCUCCAGUUGGAGUGACAGUGAUUUCUCUUCGUGCGACUGUAGUUUUGCGGAGUGUCCUCGAAACGACGUCGUUGAAGGGAAAAGAUUCUUGUCCCCGGUCGGCGUGGAUUCAGUGUACGUGACAACAGGAAAUCCAGCUGGGCCCAAGGGAAAUUCAAAAUUAAGAAGGCUAUUUGAAGAAGAAGAACAAAGGAGCCCAGUUUCAGUGCUUGAGACUGAGGAAUAUGAUGAAGAGCACAAUGAUAUUGAUGAUGAAUAUGAAGAAGGAGGAGAUAGAACUGAGAAAAUGGCAUGGAAAUUGCUACAUUUUACCAAAUCAAGUGGUUCAGUUGAAAGGAUUAAAGCUAAUAAUAAUUUGGAGAAACUAUUGUUGGAUUUUUUCAGAGAUGAAGUGGAGAAAAGGAGAGUUGAUGAUGAAAUUAGGAAUAAGGAAGACGAUGAAAACGACGAUGCGUUUGAGUAUGAGAUAUUGAGAAGAACACAGGACUGGAUGAAUGGUUCAUUUGGUGAUGACUUUGAGAACAGUGAUAAGGAUGCUUGUAUUAGAGACAUGGAUGAGAGGGAAGGAUGGAACAAGUUUGAGGAGCAGAGACAAGAAUUAGCUUGUGAUAUUGAGGCUGCUAUUCUAGAAAAUGCGAAAGCUGGAGAGGAGGCUGUUCGGCUUGGGGGUUUUGGACUUUUGGUUUUGGGGGGUUGGGAUUUUAGUGCCUUUGAGUAUGUUCUUGCCUUCUAUGAUCCGGGGAUCCCCUCAGUUAUAGUUGCUUUACCUUUCAGGUUGGUGUUGGUGGUAUUGGUCAGAGUCUUUAGGGGUUGCUGUGGCGUCAAUACUGAUAAUGCUUUUCUUCAUACGGCGGCAAUUGCAUGGGGCCUUGGUUUUUCAGAAACGCUGUACUUGCGGCCAGACGAAUAUAGGAGAAUUGCUGAAACUGGAAAUAAUGAUGAGGAGGACAACGUGUUUGAGCGUGAAAUAUUCACAAGAGCACAAUAA
Molecule: messenger RNA, 1446 nt
Organism: Neltuma alba
Lineage: Eukaryota; Viridiplantae; Streptophyta; Magnoliopsida; Fabales; Fabaceae
Exons: 5
Coding region: 1-1446 (481 amino acids)
Source: RefSeq, a predicted model, not a curated record